Struthio camelus australis is the source of this 3278-nucleotide messenger RNA. Lineage: Eukaryota; Metazoa; Chordata; Aves; Struthioniformes; Struthionidae. The record is from RefSeq and is a predicted model, not a curated record.
AUCCCCUUUCUCCUGCUCUGUGAAGAUGCCAAGGAAUCAGUCAUACCACUCCAGGAGGGUCAUAUGUGCAGUCAGUCAGCUUCCCACCGUUUCUGUUAUACCAACACGCGAGUCCCGCAAUGGCAUGACAUAUGGACCAGGAUGCAGAUCCGGAUCAAUAGCAGCAGGAUGAUCCGAGUCAUCCAGGUAGACAGCGAGGAGGAGCUGAAGGAGCUGGAGGAAUUCAACGUGUGGAACUUCCUCUCUUCCUUCCUGAAGGAGAAGCUGAACAACACCUGCAUUGAUGUGGAUCUCUACAGCAACAAAACCUGCCUGAAGGUUGAGCUGCUGGAGACUGGCACUCAACCUGGAUUUGCUCUCUUUCCAGGGUUUGACCCUAAGCUCUUCCUGGUUUUCUUCCUGGGCCUGUUGUUGUUCUUCUGUGGGGACAUGCUGAGCAGGAGCCAGCUUUUUUACUACUCGGCCGGGAUAAGUGUUGGCUUGCUGGCCUCGCUGCUCAUCCUCAUCUACAUGAUGUCCAAGGUCAUGCCAAAGAAAAGUCCUGUUUACUUCCUGCUGGUAGGAGGCUGGUCCUUUUCCCUCUACCUCCUUCAGCUGAUCUUCAAGAACCUACGAGAGAUCUGCAAGUCGUACUGGCAGUACCUCCUAGGCUACCUGCUGCUUGUGGGCUUUGUGAGCUUUGGUGUGUGCUACAGAUAUGGCCCGCUGGAGAACGAGCGCAGCAUCAACCUGCUCUCCUGGACCCUGCAGCUCCUGGGCCUGUUGCUGAUGUACUCAGGCAUCCAGAUCCGCCCCAUCGCCUUGGCCUUGGUGGUCAUUGCCAUCUGCACCAAGUACCUGGACUAUCCCUUGCAGUGGGCCUACGCUGCCUACAGGAGAGUGCAGAGCGCCAGACUCGGGCCGAGCCCCCCUCGCCUGCUGACAGAGGAGGAGUACCGCGUCCAGGGCGAGGUGGAGACACGCAGGGCUCUCGAGGAGCUGCGAAGCUACUGCAAUAGCCCAGAUUUCUCUGCCUGGGCUGCAGUCUCCCGCAUCCAGUCUCCCAAGAGGUUUGCUGACUUUGUGGGUGGCGCCUCUCACCUCACCCCAAAUGAGGUCUCUGUCCACGAGCAGGAGUAUGGCCUGGGCGGUGUCUUCCUCGAGGACCAGCUCUUUGAGGAGGAGGAGGAGGAUGACUCCUUCGAUAGGGAUCACAUGAGCUACUCCCUGUCCCACAAUCACCUGGAUGCUGAUUGAAGUCAGCUGCCCUGGACCCACAAGGGCAAGGGGCAGAACAGCUGUUGUUACCCCCACUCCCCUGACACCUGCAGUGCACAUGGACACAGCCCUAUCUGCAGCAGGGGUGAAACCAUCAGCCAGGGCAUGGGCAGAGCUGGCGUGCCUGUGCCUGGCAUCUCAGAUCCCAUCCUGAGCUGGGCCAUGAUCAAUGCUGCAGCAGAGCCAAACUGGGAGGAGGAUAAGGGGAGCUGAUGCCCCUGCCUUCCCCAGCCAGUUCCUGCCAGGCUGAGGCAUGAAAGCUUUCAGCAGCACAGCCCUCAGCGCUGACAGCGGGUGCACAGGGAGCUGGUCCUGGGAGGUGACCACAAGGCCACUAGGGCCUACAGUGCUGACAAGACGUGGGAUGCUGCUCUUGAGGGAGAGUGGACUGGAGCUGUCCUGGCUUUUGGUGUGCAUGCGUGUGAGCCUCCUAGUAUGUGAAUGAGGUGGGCAGGGACCUCCCUCCCAGCCCCUUGGGCACUGCAUUGACUCUGAGUGCACCGAGCUCACUGUCCCUCAGCAUCGCUGCUGUAGCCAGCUGAUGGGGAGCCCUCGUCCCCACCCUGUUGCCUCUGGACUGCUGAGCGCCCUUGCUCUGAUGGAGUGCCUCUGUUCCUGCUGGGGUUUGGAAGGGAGUGAAAAGUCUGUCUCAUGCAGAUGCCUGUGGAGGAAUGACGUGUACACGCGAUGAACUUUGCACGUAUCCUUCUGGUGUCUAUGUGCUCAGCACCUGCCUGCUGUGAAGCUGCCUGUGGAGAGAGUGGCUUUCCAGAUGCAGCAGGGCCUGGGACGUGGGUGAAUUGCUCCUCUUCACACUGCUGCUUACCAAAGACACCCAAGGGCUCCAAGUGGUUCAGCUGCAACUCUGACUUGGUUCAAAACCCUCGUGGAUACCAAAACCCCUAGUUCCUCCUGGGCGGAGACAUGGCUCUGCAGGUGCCUAUUGCUGGUGGAGGGCUGUGUGUGGGCAUUACCGACCUCAGGAGAAGGCCCUUAAGUUUGCUCGGCCCCCUGUGUGGCUUGCCCCAUCCUCCCCUUGCAGCUGUGAUGCGGCAGCCCCAUGCUGACAGCCCUGCGCUCGCUCUCGCUGUGCUUCCUUGUGCCCUCCUGUUUGCCGGGCAGUCCCUGGCUGAGGACCUGUGAAUGUGCUUCCUUCUCCCUCGGCUGCUGUGUGUUUAGGUGCUGACAGCUCCUUGCCCUCCAGCCAUCCCAGACUCCAGCUUUGGAGGAAAUGUGAGGUGUUUACAGAGCCUGAGAGUCCCUGGGGGGCUCUUCUGCAGCUGGCUUGGAGGCCGGGAGGCCAGGCCGACUCCAAAGCAGGGCUGCUGGCUGCCUCCCAGCAUGGGGCAACUCCUGUGCUUCCUGCGGCGGCCUAUAAACGCCCCGUGUGAAGUGGCUGUGGCGCAGGUGAGUCUCCCAAGUGUGCUGGGGCCCCGCAGGUACUGCUCUCUGCUGCCAUCCCCCGUACUUGUGGGGACUGUCCCUGCCGCGCUCCUCCCCAGCUGGCGUGGGGCAGAGGGAUUGACCCCGAUCGUACUUGCUCCUUCCCUGCACCAGGGAGGGGGCUCUGCUCCCUGGCAGCCAGGCUCUGUUACAGACUGGUCCUCGGCCGCCUUGAAGCGCAAACGUGGAGGGGACGCCCCAGUCUAUGCAACUUUCUAAGCAAUAAAACUGCCCUGCUGUAGCCUUACCGCCCAAGAGGCUGCUUCUGUUACCCUCAGCCUGGCUCCCGCAGCCCGGCCUUUACCUUGUCUCAGUGUUAUUGCCUCCCUUUGGCUACGAGAGGAAGGGGGAGGGAUCCCCAGCGCUCCCUGGGCUGCUUCCUCCAAGCAGCUGUAGGCAUUUUUGCUGUUGGUGUGUGUCUGUGCCAGGUUCGCUCUCCUGCCCUUGCCGUGCUUCCAUCCCCGCUGUGGCGUGAGCAGCCUCUGCAAGCAGCCCGGCACGCCUUCCUGCCCGCGCGCCGCGGCUCUUCUGUCCCCUCCGUGUGCUUAACACAAGUUGAUGACUGAAUUAUUUUUUUA